GAGGUUAUGCAACCAAGAAUACACCAUUCACCACGAAAAUCAAUCAAUGAGUGACGUUUGAGGUUAUGUAGUGUCUGCAAAAAUCGCAAAAACGCAGAAAUGGCUGAAGAAGUGGACUCAGAGGGUGUGACGGACUCUCCCAAAAAAGGUCCGACUCUGUCCACGUCGACUUCGAGCUUCGAGGCUCUGGAUCCCCACGACCCGAAUCUGAGUCGUCUAGCUACUACCAUGUUCAACAAAACUUCUGACUAUUUGUACGGGGAGCUGACUGCGUCUCUCGACGAUUAUCGCUUGCUUGAAAACAUGAAUCGCACCACCAUCACCAAGUACUCGGACAUGAAACACAUAGCGGCCAACGUGGCUAAAAGCAUGCACGAGCUGAACGAGAAAUACACCUCCCUGCAGCCCUACUUGCAGCAAAUCGACCAAAUCGAAGACAGCGUCCUGAAAUUAGAACAAGCGGCUUACAAACUGGACGUUUAUUCAAAAAGACUAGAGGCGAAGUUUAAGAAUUUGGAAAGGCGAUAGUUAGGUGAAGAGUGUGUCCGUGUUGGGUCGUUUCUGUUUCAUGGAUUCUCGGAUUUGUUCUUUGAUUUUUCUGACUCUGACAGUGUCUACGCAUUCGAUGAAGUCGUUUAUUUCGCGCUGACAAUUUAACGAGCAGUGAGUGUUUUUGCGAAGACAUUCUAUCACCUUCAAAUUUGUUAGUCGGUUGAAUUUUCCAAUCACCCACUUACCAGGUCCCUAUUUCUGCAAUAAACAGUUACUUUCUUAA
Zophobas morio is the source of this 775-nucleotide messenger RNA. RefSeq names its product biogenesis of lysosome-related organelles complex 1 subunit 2 (gene Blos2). Gene Ontology annotation, molecular function: gamma-tubulin binding. Bases 100 to 528 code for a protein of 142 amino acids. NCBI's taxonomy places the organism in Eukaryota, Metazoa, Arthropoda, Insecta, Coleoptera, Tenebrionidae. The record is from RefSeq and is a predicted model, not a curated record. The transcript has 3 exons. Gene Ontology annotation, biological process: endosomal transport; lysosome localization. Gene Ontology annotation, cellular component: gamma-tubulin complex; BORC complex; BLOC-1 complex.